This is a messenger RNA of Cydia pomonella (codling moth), 2372 nucleotides long. RefSeq names its product cilia- and flagella-associated protein 45. The coding region runs from base 102 to 2069 and encodes 655 amino acids. Lineage: Eukaryota; Metazoa; Arthropoda; Insecta; Lepidoptera; Tortricidae. The record is from RefSeq and is a predicted model, not a curated record. The transcript has 13 exons.
UAUUGCUAGGCAACUGAUUUCGAUUUAUUUACUACAAUUUACUACUCGUAAGCCGAACUACGCACAUCUAUUACUUAUUUAUAUUUUCUAAUAAAUAUACAAUGGCGCCUCCUACACCAAAUCCGCACGACAGUAUUCCUUACCAUCUAAUUAGAAGAGCAACGAAGAGAAGUGAACCGGGCUGCUAUCAAUUACAUAGACCGUCCCAAUGCCGUCUCAAGUUCCCCGUAACAAAGCGUCCUAUCCACAAAUGCGAGUUACCCCGCCGCGAGUUCGUGAUGGUUCCCGAGAAGGGCGGGGGCUUCAGGAAGCUGGAAGUGCCGCGGAGAGAUAAGAAUUACUACCCGGCCGUUAUGCCUAAGAGCGAGUUGGAGCGGCUGAAAGAGCAGGCUAAGGUGAUAACCCAGGAGGAGCAGAUCGCGGCCAUGCACGCUCAAGAAACCGCCGUCCAAAAGGCGGCCAAGGAGUCCGAAAUGCGCAAACGGCAACUAAAGGAGAACCUGAAGCCUCAACCCGGGGCGGAGGCUGCGGCCGGACAGGCGGACCCUGAGUUGGAGGGGCCGGACCAGGCGGCUCACACCCUCAGUAGGAACGAGAUGCUGAAAGCGGACAACAUGCAGGGCCCGCGUCUCUGCAAUCGCGUCAUCUUAGCAUCCAAAUGCCACGCCAUACGCGACGCGCAGAUCGUCGAGAAAGAUCUCAUUAAAAAAGAACUCAUGGAGGAAGAGAGACGCCUAGACGCCAUAAUGGAAGAGAACCGCCAGGCGGCCGUGGCCCGCGCGGAGGCGGACGAGGAACGUCGCCACGGGCUCCGGCUGCAGAAUCUGACGGCUCUGAAGGAACAGAUCACCUCCCAUGAAUUUGCGAAGGUGAUGGAAGCGGAACGCAUCGAAGAGGAAAGCAUCCGCGUAAACCAGUCCAACAUCGCCAUGCAGAUCGACGAGGCGCAGAAACUGAAGGAGAAACACGCCCGGCAGCGGAUGCUGAAGGAGAUACUGGACCAAGGGAACGCCGAGCUUCUCUACUUCAAGCAGCUUCAGAUGGAAGAAGAGCGCAUCAACGACCUCCGCGUCGCCAACUUCCUGAAGCAGAAGCAGGAGCGCGAGUCCAGGAACAAGGCGGAGGCCGAGGCCAUCAAGGCGGCCAAGCAGAAGGGCAUCGACCACAUCGCCAAAGCGCAGAAGGCUGAACAAGAGCUAAAAGAAGAGCUGGAACGCAUCCGCAACUUGAAGAUACAAGAGGACGUCGAGCGAGAGUACCGAAGGAAGGAGAGGGACAACGCUAUACGGCGGAACAGAGAGAUGAAGCAUCUGCAUGAGGCUCGCGAGCAACAGAUCCACGACAUCCACCGGCUGAUCGCCCGCGAGAUCGCCAAGGACGAGCAGAGCUUCAACAACGCCGCGCGCCAGAACGAGGAGUUCCUGCAGAAGGAGAAGGAGCUUGAGAACAAACGGAAGGCGCGUAUCGAACAACAUCGCCAAGAGAUCAUGAAGCAAAUCAACGACAAAGAACGCGCCAGGGCCGACUUGCGUGAGAAGAUCCACAACGAGGGCGUGGCUCUCAGGAUGGAGCAGGAGCAGCAAGACAAGUACGAGCGGAGAGUCAUCAAGGAGAAGGUGAGAGUAUACACGUGUAGAAUGUUGUCGCUGCGUGGGAAGAUCCACAACGAGGGCGUGGCUCUGAGGAUGGAGCAGGAGCAGCAAGACAAGUACGAGCGGAGAGUCAUCAAGGAGAAGGUGAGAGUAUACACGUGUAGAAUGUUGUCGCUGCGUGGGAAGAUCCACAACGAGGGCGUGGCUCUGAGGAUGGAGCAGGAGCAGCAAGACAAGUACGAGCGGAGAGUCAUCAAGGAGAAGGUGAGAGUAUACACGUGUAGAAUGUUGUCGCUGCGUGGGAAGAUCCACAACGAGGGCGUGGCUCUCAGGAUGGAGCAGGAGCAGCAAGACAAGUACGAGCGGAGAGUCAUCAAGGAGAAGGUGGCCGCUAUGAGACAGCAGAAGGUCGCCGAGAAAUACGUGAAAGAGGUCGAACAGACCCUUAGCCACUACGGAUACAAGGACCUCAGCUAAACCCACACAGAUUGCGGGAUUUUCCAUUUCACACAUGAUACCAAUAUCACCAGCUGACCGUUCGUCCUUCACAGCGAAUCUUGUCAGUGCAACGCUGACACGCCACUAGCGACAUCUGUUAAUUUUCGUAUGUUCUACUUUGAUCUUGUGGUACCAGCGGUUGGAAACCAUGUGGCUAAAAAUAAGCUUUCAUAUUUAGUAUGCGGUAUUUUACGGUUGGAAAUUUGACAUUAGCAUAUAAAAGAUUAUUUUCCAAUUAUUUGAGUAUUUUAAUUGAUGUUUUUGAAUAAUGAUUGAAAUCGA